AACCCUCCCUUAAACGUGUUAACGUUGUACGCAUGCGCGACACGGAUUAAAGUCCCAACCUAGCUAUCUCUCAGCGUUUACAAUAGUUCUGCGAAUAAAUAUCUCAGUGUACAGUAUUUCGUUGUUAACCUAACCAUUCAUUUAGAUACAGAGAUAUAUAGAAUAAAUAAUUAUUUUAAGGAAAAGUCUUACCGGAAAGAGUUAGGGUUAAAAUAUGUACCUAGCUAGUUAGCUUAGCACCAGAGACCCAGCUAUGUAGAAGACAACAAGCUAAACGCUGUCAGGACCUUCAUGUGAUUCAGCUGCUUGGUUUUUAAUCAGAAACAACGUUCAGUAAGAGGUGCUUGAGACAUAUUACAGUUUCUUGACAGGAGCAUUUUAUUGAGAAUGAAUUAGACUGAUCAUUUGCAUGCACAUCAUCAGAAGUUGAUCUGAUCCACAGGACCACAUGGCAUCAGAAGAAAUGGAGGGCAUGUGCCCUCUGCCGGAGAUGACGACCAUCAAAGUGGAGCCUGCUGUCAAUAUUGGCACGGUGGAGGAUGCCAGCUCCCAGAAUGUGGCCAUGGGCCCCAAAUUUAUCUUGCCAAACCGCUUUGACAUGAACGUGUGCUCACGCUUUGUGAAGUCUCUGAAUGAGGAAGACAGUAAGAACAUCCAAGACCAGGUGAACUCUGACCUAGAGGUAGCAUCAGUCUUGUUUAAAGCGGAAUGCAACAUUCAGACCUCACCGUCUCCUGGGAUCCAGGUUAGACACGUAUACACACCUUCAACCACCAAGCACUUCUCACCGAUCAAGCAGUCGACCACACUUACCAAUAAGCACCGUGGCAACGAGGUCUCGUCCACUCCGCUGCUUGUUCACUCUCUGUCCAUUCACCAGCUUGCAGCACAGGGAGAAAUGAUCUACUUAGCCAGCCGAAUAGAACAAGAGGCAGCAAUAAACCUGCAGGAUGAAGAGGGCUUCACACCGUUAAUGUGGGCUGCAGCUCAUGGUCAGAUCGCUGUGGUGGAGUUUCUGCUCCAGAGUGGUGCAGACCCCCACAUUUUGGCUAAAGGAAGAGAAAGUGCAUUAUCAUUGGCGUGCAGUAAAGGGUACACAGACAUCGUUAGAAUGCUCAUUGACUGUGGUGUGAAUGUUAACGAAUAUGACUGGAAUGGAGGAGCUCCUAUACUGUACGCGGUGCACGGGAACCAUGUCCGCUGUGUGGAGCUACUUUUGGAGAACGGAGCUGACCCAACCAUGGAGUCUGACUCUGGCUUCAAUGCUAUGGACAUGGCAGUAGCAAUGGGCCACAGACAUGUUCAGCAGGUGAUGGAAGCACAUUUACUGAAGCUGCUACAAGGAAUCAAAGAGUGACUGCAACUAGUGAAUACAACCUGCAUGUGAAAAAGGGCACAAAAGAAGACUGAAGAUUAUGCUGUGGAGAUCAGUUAGAGGAAACCAAUGAACUUUGUGCAUGUUUACAUUAGUUGGAAGUUACUGAAGCUAAUUUCAUCUCUCAUUUCUCUCUUUUUUAAGCUACAUGUUUAAGUGUGAUGUGUACUGUGGAUAUUUAUUCAGUGUUUUGGUCACUGUGUGUGUGUGUGUGUGUGUGUGUGUGUCUGUGUGAUCUCUAUCAAGGUUUUCCAAUGAAAUAGCUGUUCUACAAUAAAACUGGACAGAGAAUUGUA
Messenger RNA from Tachysurus vachellii, 1671 nucleotides. It is a transcript of the gene ankra2, whose product is annotated as ankyrin repeat, family A (RFXANK-like), 2. Bases 449 to 1357 code for a protein of 302 amino acids. Gene Ontology annotation, molecular function: protein binding. Lineage: Eukaryota; Metazoa; Chordata; Actinopteri; Siluriformes; Bagridae. Gene Ontology annotation, cellular component: cytoplasm; nucleus. The record is from RefSeq and is a predicted model, not a curated record. The transcript is spliced from 9 exons.